AUGGCAUCUGCCUCAACAUCUGGUCUAUCAGCGUCAGUCACGCGCAUUUUGUCUUUGACAGGCUUUGCAAAGGAGCUCAAGACUAAAGAUAUCCAAUCCGCAUUCUCGGAAUGGGAGAACAUUGGCGGAGGGUUUAAGAUCAAAUGGAGAGACGAUACGAGCCUCUUGAUUGUUUUUCAAGAUGCCUCAGUUGCAAAACGAGCAUAUCUCCACACGCUCGCGUUUCCUCCUGCCAUCCUUACUACCGGCAGUUCCGCUACCAUCAAACCCUAUGAUGGACCUGACGCCCAAACUGUCAUUCAGACAGUAAACACUAGAGGCCACACAGGCAACGCUUCUCGCGGCCACAAUUUACGCGCUGCCUCUAUUUCUGUUUUCCCCAGCCGCAGCGCCAACACCAGUCAGAACGGCAACGGAUUACGCAACGGAAACGGCCAGAAUAACCACGUGCUGAAUGCUACUAUUUCGGAGCAUUCACCAAGGCUCAUCAAUGGGCGUGAGCCUUCUCCGACCCUUCCGACGCUCCCUUCUCACCCGUCUCUGAAUGACCUCAUAAAUUCAGCCGUGUCACACGAUGAUCCCGCUAUUCUUCACGCGGAGGGUCCACCAAAGAUUGGAGAUCCAGGGAAGAGAAUGUUGGGCGCUGCAUUAGGUGUGAGACACCCUGCACUGGGACCGCGGGUCAUUAAUGGAAGUCAUGUCACGGGAGGUGCAAGUCCAGGUACUAGCCCCAGGGGCAAUGGACUUGAUUCUACCAUGAGGGACAUACAGAGGGCAAUGGGAGGGCUGACUGUCGCCGAGUGA
This is a messenger RNA of Suillus plorans, 804 nucleotides long. RefSeq lists its product as uncharacterized. The transcript is spliced from 2 exons. The coding region runs from base 1 to 804 and encodes 267 amino acids. The record is from RefSeq and is a predicted model, not a curated record. Lineage: Eukaryota; Fungi; Basidiomycota; Agaricomycetes; Boletales; Suillaceae.